Messenger RNA from Ricinus communis (castor bean), 2103 nucleotides. RefSeq names its product pentatricopeptide repeat-containing protein At4g26680, mitochondrial. Gene Ontology annotation, molecular function: protein binding. The record is from RefSeq and is a predicted model, not a curated record. Lineage: Eukaryota; Viridiplantae; Streptophyta; Magnoliopsida; Malpighiales; Euphorbiaceae. Bases 376 to 1992 code for a protein of 538 amino acids. The transcript has a single exon.
UGGUUACAUAAAAAUAAUCAUUAGAAUUCAGUGUAGUUAAUCUUUUAUAUGAGAUAUUAAAAUUAACCCACAAAUUUCAGAGAAAUGAGAGAACACAUUCCUGAACAUGAGUGAUUUUACCGGGUGUCAAGAACCUGACCUGAAUACACAACACACAAUUACUCUCUCCUUAAUCCUUUUGUAUCUCUUCCAACAGCUCAAAUAUGAGUAACCACCUAUUCUGCCAGACAAAUUGCUAUGUUAAACAAUUUUUCAUCAAAGGUUAGUCACCUUUACCUUCUUGCUUCUUAUGAUUAAUAAGAGUAAAACUGUAGUUUAUGUAAUUCAAUUUCUUUAAUUUGAAUUAACCCAGUUUUCCUUUAUCAAUUCUGAACUAUGAGAACCUUCCUUUCUCGUCAAUUUUCAACUUUGCUUGAUUCUAUUUCUUCAAACCCGGCAUCUGCUAAAACCCUAUUCCCUGGGACUUUUGGGGGGAAGUGGAAUCCAAUUCCUAUACCCAACAGAACUCUCCCUGAAACCAAAGGUCAAGAUCUUGAUUUUGUUAAUGUUGCACACAGUCACUUAAUUCAUUCUGAUUGGAAAAAGCUUACUUCAUUGUCUACCCAUUUGACUCCAUUUAGGGUUAAGCACAUUCUAUUAAAGAUUCAGAAAGACCAUGUUCUUUCACUUGAAUUCUUUAAUUGGGUCCAAACCGAAAACCCCAGUUCUCAUACACUUGAAACCCAUUCAAUGAUUCUCCAUAUUCUUACCAAAAACCGAAAAUUUAAAUCUGCUGAGUUGAUUUUGAAGAGUGUUCUUGUUAAGGGUUUCAUAGAUUUGCCUGAUAAGUUGUUUGAAGCAAUUCUUUAUUCAUACCGAAUGUGCGAUUCCUCGCCUCGUGUCUUUGAUUCUUUGUUUAAGACUUUAGCACAUAUGAAAAAGUUUAGGAAUGCUACUGAUACAUUUUUGCAAAUGAAGGGUUAUGGAUUUUUGCCCACUGUUGAGUCUUGCAAUGCUUAUUUGAGCUCCUUACUUGAUUUGCAUAGGGUGGACAUUGCUUUGGCAUUUUAUAAAGAAAUGCGAAGAUGUAGGAUAUCACCCAAUGUUUACACUCGUAAUAUGGUUAUGCGUGCCUUUUGCAAAUCAGGAAAACUUGAAAAGGCAGUUCAAGUGUUUGAGGAAAUGGAAAGUGUUGGAAUUAGCCCUAAUGAUACAUCUUACAAUACCUUGAUUAUGGGAUACUGUCGUAAGGGUCUUUUGAACUCAGCUGUGAAACUUAAAAACUCGAUGAGGGCGAAAGGGGUGGAGGCAAAUGUGGUUACUUUCAAUAGUCUAAUUGAUGGAUUUUGCAAAGAAGGGAAACUACAUGAAGCUAGUAAAGUUUUUAGUGAGAUGAAAGUCUUGAAUGUAGCUCCUAAUACCAUAACUUACAAUACUUUAAUAAAUGGGCACAGCCAAAUGGGAAAUAGUGAAAUGGGCAGGAGGCUUUAUGAAGAGAUGUCAAGGAAUGGAGUUAAAGCUGAUAUAUUGACAUAUAAUGCCUUGAUUUUGGGUCUUUGCAAGGAGGGUAAGACCAAGAAGGCUGCAUAUAUGGUUAAAGAACUUGAUAAAGAAAACUUAGUCCCCAAUGCCUCUACCUUUUCUGCCCUUAUAAGUGGACAGUGUAUUAGAAAUAACUCUGACCGCGCAUUUCAGCUGUAUAAAAGUAUGGUCAGAAUUGGUUGUCAUCCAAAUGAACAAACUUUCAACAUGUUAGUUUCUGCCUUCUGCAAGAACGAGGAUUUUGAAGGGGCAUUCCUAGUCUUGAUGGAGAUGUUCGAGCGGUGCUUCACCCCUGGUUCUGAUGUUUUAUCAGAAAUUUACCAUGGGCUUUGUUGCUGUGGUAAAGAGCAUUUGGCAAUGAAGUUGAGCAGUGAGCUGAAAGCUAGACAUAUGAUGACAAAAGGUUUUGAGAAAGCUAAGCCUAUCAACGCAGGAGCAGAGAGAGAUGACAAGACAUCUAUCUGUACAUAAUUUGUAAGAUUUUGCUUGUUCUUCCUCUGUAAACACUAAAGCUUAGGUGCCAUUUGGUUCACAUUUUGGAAGUAUUACUCUUAAUCAAUGAGCAAAAUGAAUUUAAAUGUA